AUGUCUCUGUAUUUUUCAGUUAGCGUUGGAGCUGGGCUUGCGAGUGCUGGGGGCCUCAUAGUUUCAGUUCUUGCUGGAUGGUUCAUUUCCAGCAAAGUUAAACAGAGAAAUGCACAAAUUUCGAAGCGAAAGUUCUUUGACCAAAAUCGAGGACAGCUGUUGCAACAAUUGGUAUCACAGAGGGCUGAUAUUGCUGAAAGGAUGAUCAUACCCUUAGAAGAGAUAGAGAAGGCAACCAACAAUUUUGAUAAAGCUCGUGAGCUUGGUGGUGGAGGGCAUGGUACAGUAUACAAAGGGAUUUUGUCAGACCUCCAUGUGGUAGCCAUCAAGAAGCCAAAGAAGAUUAUUCAAAGGGAGAUUGAUGAGUUUAUUAACGAGGUUGCUAUACUAUCACAGAUCAAUCACCGAAAUGUGGUAAAACUUUACGGUUGUUGCCUUGAAACAGAAGUUCCAAUGUUGGUCUACGAGUUCAUAUCCAAUGGAACCCUUUAUGAUCAUCUUCACAUCAAUGGACCAAGAUCAUUGUCAUGGGAAGACAGGCUUCGGAUUGCAGUUGAAACAGCCAAAUCACUGGCCUAUCUUCACUCUACAGCUUCAAUGCCCAUCAUUCAUAGAGAUGUGAAGUCGGUUAACAUACUGUUGGAUGACACUCUAACAGCAAAGGUAGCAGACUUUGGAGCUUCAAGAUAUAUUUCGGUGGAAAAGUCGGGGUUAACAACAAUGGUUCAAGGUACAAUAGGAUAUUUGGACCCAAUGUAUUUCUACACAGGGCGGCUCACAGACAAAAGUGAUGUCUAUAGCUAUGGUGUCAUGCUCAUAGAACUGCUUACUCGACAAAAGCCAUUUUCAUAUUUGUCUUCUGAAGGUGAAGGCCUUGUUACACAUUUUGUUGCAUUGUUUGAGGAGGGUAAUCUGUCACAGAUAUUAGAUCCACAAAUUACAGAUGAGGGAGGCAAAGAAGUUGAAGAAGCCGUUGCACUUGCAGUGGCAUGUAUAAAAUUAAGAGGAGAGGAGCGUCCAACCAUGAGGCAAGUGGAGUUGACACUUGAAGGUCUUCGACCAUCCAAGGAGUAUAUUUCAGAUGAAUUUGGCACCAACAGACUUGAGAACAAAGGUGUCACGAUUAAUGCUCCAUCAACCGUAGAUGGAAGAAGCACUGAUGGAUCGACUAGACAAUACAGUAUGGAAGAAGAGCUGGCCAUGUCUUCGAGGUAUCCUAGGUAGUACUGUUGACACAUGAGUUCAACUUAUAGUCUUUUUCAGUAGGGGACUUAUUGCCAUUCGAUUACUGACUCUAAAACCCUUGAUUUUCUCAUCUUGAACUUUGUUUCUUGUGUUGGUGUGCUUAGAAUCUCAUGUAAAUUCAAUGCAUGUGGAUUUUUUCACAAUAAAUGAAGAUUUUAUUGAUUCGAAUAUUGUAUUAAGAUGAUACAAGCACGA
Molecule: messenger RNA, 1440 nt
Organism: Triticum dicoccoides
Lineage: Eukaryota; Viridiplantae; Streptophyta; Magnoliopsida; Poales; Poaceae
Product: wall-associated receptor kinase 3-like
Exons: 1
Coding region: 1-1224 (407 amino acids)
Biological process (GO): protein phosphorylation; cell surface receptor signaling pathway
Cellular component (GO): plasma membrane
Molecular function (GO): ATP binding; protein serine/threonine kinase activity
Source: RefSeq, a predicted model, not a curated record